AUGAACUAUGGAAAACUUCAGAUGAACGGAAAACAAGCUCUUUGGGAGCAUUUCAUAAAGAUCCAGGAAUUAAACAAAAAAAUGCUUUAUCUCAGUAAAAUAACUGAAACUCAUGUGCAACCAAAAUACAGAGCUAAAAUGAAAGUAAAAUAUGCUUCUCAAUUACUUAGUAACAUAGUAGCUGCUAUAUUAAAAUUAGUGGCCCUUAGUGAAAGAGAUCCAACCGAGUCCAAUGCCAUAAUGCAGACUGGGGAGAUUGUACAUGAGCUGGGCCGGCUGUUUGAUAAAACUAAUGGUCCAUCCGGACCAUUGGACAUUAAAAAGGGGUUAAGAGAAAAUGUUUCAGCUAAGACAGAUCACAUAAAAGAGUGGGCUCAAUUUAGAAAGACAUUGCAAAGUCUCAGAUUUGAAAAACGAUCUGAGAAUUGGAGUGCCGAGGAAAAAGAUAUACUACGCGAGAUGAUUGCACAAUCACGCCAGAUAAUUGAGGACAAAUCCACGAGAGCUUCUUCGAAUAUUAAAAAGGCUCAAGAGUGGAAGAACAUAGCAAACAAAAUUAAUGAACUCAUGGGAAAAAAUAGUUCUGAUGGUGAAGUUAAAUUGGCAUGGAAGAGGAUGAAGCUUGCGGCUAAAGCUAACUUGUCCGCUCAUAGGCAACACCAAAUGAAGACAGGGGGUGGUGAAAAGCCCAAGUCGCCUUCUCAAGGAGAUAUGGCGAUUAUGGAUAUUGCUCCACACGAUUUUAUUGUGGAAUACAAUGACUAUGACAGUGAUGCAAUAAAAACUGAUGUUCAAUUAAACACCCAAGAUAGUGAAAUUACAGCUGGGCCUAGUACAAGCUUUUCUCCUAUAGUAGAACCACCUCUUAUAACCACAGAACCACCUCCUGAAUUCAAUGAUGAGGUAAUAGAGGUUAUAAUGGACCAAGGUACCUCAAUGGUAAAUGUUGGAAUUAGUACCCCUAGAAAAAAAGACAAUAUUCGUAGGAAGCAGUCGGGUAAAAAGGGUCCUCAAAGCAUAAAAAAAGCAUUACAAGAGACAAUAUUGAAGUCCAAUUGUCAAUUUAAAAAAAAACAAUUAGAUAUGCUAGAAGUGGAGCACCAGUACAAUGUAAGAAUUGCUGAAUUAAAAUUAAAAAAACUGGAACUUGAAAUAAAACUAUUAGAAAAAAAAGGAAAAACUCUAGUACUACUUAUGGUUGAAAGAAAUGUUAUAAUAAUUAGAAUUAUG
Molecule: messenger RNA, 1230 nt
Organism: Brenthis ino (lesser marbled fritillary)
Lineage: Eukaryota; Metazoa; Arthropoda; Insecta; Lepidoptera; Nymphalidae
Source: the annotation of a GenBank genome assembly